AGGUCCCGCGAGGUGAGAAGGAGAACGAGAGAAUCGUGGCCGCGAAGCGGCGCGAGGCGCGGAGAAAGAGUUGAACAGUUGGGUGAGAGCGAACGUUGCAUCGACUGACCGAACGACCGUCCGCGACUACGGCAGUCACCUUUAGCGUACCGGGAGCGAGCGACAUACGCAAAAAGCCAAGUCUCGAGAGCCGUCGGACGGACCGGACGGUGAGUGCGAGUGGAGCAACCGCCGGAUAUCAAGCUCAUAAGCAAACCAAAGAGUGUCGCCGCGAUUCGCGAUUCGCGCAGUUCGGGUUCAGCCAGUUGAACGGGAUCAGUUCAGUCUAGCAGCAGACGUUCCGCGAGUCGCGCAUGCGUUCUUUCAAUCUCCUCGAAGAUAUCUGCGAAAAAUCUGUGGCGUGGUGGAGGCGAAAACGGUUCAACAGUUCAAGUGUGCCUACAGGGAAUCGUUCUAGUUGUGCAUUUUUCGGGUAUCGCAGCCCCGUCACACCGCAACCGCGCGUAUUGUUCAACAGUUCUAGACGUGUGUGUCGGAGGGUGAAGAUUUUGUGACUUUGUGACGACGAUCGGGAGAAGAGUUGUUACGUGUAUUUAGUGGAAAAGUGUCACCACUUCGCGGUCAUCUACGACGGGGUAUAGUGUGUUGCCACAAACACUUCUAGCCAGCCAGCCAGCGACGACGACACGGCCCGUACUCUCGACUCGAGAGCUGUCACAGAUAAAAAAGAAAAAUAAGCGACACACCGAGUCGCAGUCGAGAGACUUUGCAGCUUUUAUGUAACAUGUUAUCGCAAAAUAGACGAAAUCGCGGCACAACGGUGACAGGAGUUUUGGUCCAAGCGGCGGCAACCUCGGAAGCGAGGCUUUAGGAUACGCGACGCCAGCAGCCCAGGUGGGUUUUGCAAGCCCUCGGACGACAACGCGUCCACGUGCUUCGGGGUCGAGUGGAAAAAUUGCCAAGACCGAGAAUCCCUCACUGCAAGGGUGUUGGGAAUUUAAAAAAUAAAUAAACGACGACGAAGACGACGACGACGGCUUAAAAAACAAUAACAACAGCAAGAGACGAACGGAACGAGGUGAGAGAAAGUGAGCGAAGACGAGGUGUACGGAAGAGUCCUGGUUUCGGUAGUCCUGUGCACUCUGGAAGUGCAGUAGGCGGUGGACGAGUUGACAAAGAGGAGCAGCGGAGAAGGAGGAGGAGGUGGAGAAGAAGAAGGUGUGAAAACUAACAGUACCUGCUGAGCUGAGGAGGCCGUGAGCCGAGUGUGUAGAGAUUAGAAGAAGGCGGCGACGUAGACUGUACGGUGCAACCGCAAGCGCAGCGCAGAGGGAAGAAGCGAACUAGUAGUAAGAGCACCAAGAGCGCUCUCGGGAAGCUUCAGGCGAGCUGCUGCGAACGAGUGUAGCUCUGUGUGUGUAUGUGUGUAGACAUACCCAAAAGGAAGCAGUAUCCUAGCCGAGCGGUGCAUUUCAGUUUCGACCGCCGAGCGACGAAGCAGAACAUUCCGCGCAACCAACCAAGUCAAGCCGGAGAGUUGAGUAGCCGACAAUUGUGCGAAGAAUAGUCGCGUGUACAACCGCCGCCCGUAUUAGCGCAGGUCAUGAUUGACUCUGAGGUGUGAGGAUUACUCAUCUAUAUUUAUCAAAUACACAUCAUAUUAGGCCCUCAUCGAGACAGGGCUCAGCUAGUGCCGCACUUGCGGGAAUUCAGUGAUUUUUGUUCUCCUUCAAACGCAGUGCAAGUCGUGUCGCAUUCGCCGCCGGGUUGCGCACCGCCGCCUUAAAUCGUAGACGGCCUUUGCAUCGGGUGGAUUCCUCGACAGUGUGAAUCGCGUAUAAAUUUAAAUUUUUCCCACGACUACUCGAUUCGAUCGCAAGCGACUUGUGUGCGCCGCGCGCCCUGGGUUCAGUCAGUGAAGGAAGCGCGAAAAUCGCAGCAGACGGGAAAAGAAGAAAAGUGCAACCAUCACCAGCCAUCGGCCUGCUACGAUAUAAAAAUAUCUAUAUGGUGGAGAAAAAGAAGAAAAUGGAAGAACCAAAGUGUCUGCCAAGUGUCUCUAAUUAGUGUCCCACCCUUUCCUUCGAUGUUAGAAAAGUGCUUGAAGAAUUGCAUCAGCAGCAAGUGAGAACCUCCUCUAAUACUAGAAAAGUGGCUUUAGCUUAGUGUUCUAUACCGUUCUAUAUAAUUCAACUAAGAGAGAGAGAGAAAAAAGUGCGGCCUUCGACCGGAAUCGAAACAAGGAAAAAAAUAAUAUGGCCAAUCUACUCCGAAAGAUACCGCUGGCGCUGAUAGCAGCGCUGACGGUGGCCUUGCUGGCGGCGACCUUGCUGAUCACGCCGACGGAGGCCCGCCGGCACUCGCCGCUCCUCGUGGAAGACGAAGGAGCCCGCCGGAAUCGACCAGCUGAAUGUGUAUUCGGCAAAACGUUACGUGAACUAGGAUCCACAUGGUUCGCCGACUUGGGACCCCCAUUCGGCGUCAUGUACUGCAUAAAAUGUGAAUGUGUACCGGUAAGUAUCGUCGUUUUUGGAUCCCGGCUAAGUCCUAGCGCACCUAAACCACGCAAAACCAGUUCCGCAGGUCUCUCGGCCGGUGGUAUCGCCAUCUAGAUCAGCGCGACGUUA
Messenger RNA from Aedes albopictus (Asian tiger mosquito), 2627 nucleotides. RefSeq names its product dorsal-ventral patterning protein Sog-like. The transcript has 2 exons. The coding region runs from base 2256 to 2612 and encodes 118 amino acids. The record is from RefSeq and is a predicted model, not a curated record. Gene Ontology annotation, molecular function: BMP binding. Lineage: Eukaryota; Metazoa; Arthropoda; Insecta; Diptera; Culicidae. Gene Ontology annotation, biological process: negative regulation of BMP signaling pathway; dorsal/ventral pattern formation.